This is a messenger RNA of Salvelinus sp. IW2-2015, 2848 nucleotides long. RefSeq names its product adenylate kinase 7-like. Lineage: Eukaryota; Metazoa; Chordata; Actinopteri; Salmoniformes; Salmonidae. The record is from RefSeq and is a predicted model, not a curated record.
CAAAGCGUCCCUCUUUCCCCAGCAACGGCAAACAUGGCAAAUGAAAAGAAAGGAAGUUACCGAACUAAACGAGUUUUCGUCAACAAUAUUGAUACCUAUUCAUCUAAAUGUAUCGCGAAGUUUCUGUCAACCUGCAUGGUUGGCGGCUCCUUGGAGGAGGCAGAGGAAGAUGGUCCCGCUGAGGAUGAGCAAACACUUCAAGAUGGGACUUUUCAAAUUGUUGGAACUAUCUCAAACAACGAGGGGGAAAAACCCAGUUUUGCAUUAGAAUGUUAUACUUCACAGAAGCGAGAUCAGCUACUGCCAAGCCUAUUGGAAUGUGAUGUGGUGGUUUACAACAUCUCAGAACAUGCAACAGCAGAGCUGAUAGAUGAGGCAAUUUGGGCAAUUUCAGCUCUUCACUCAGAUAUUGAGAGUUUUGCAUCUCAGAAGAUAUUCAUUUUGAUAUCAUCAGUCAUGACCUGGGCAAUGAGCAAGCCAGCCGAUCCUAAUGACCCAGAGAUUCCUCUGACAGAGGACGACUACAGGAGGAAAAGACAUCAUCCUAACUUCAAGGAGCACACCAACGCAGAGAAAACUGUGCUCAAACUGGGCAAAACUAAAAAGUCCAAGCUGUCCAGUUAUGUUGUGGCAGCAGGUGUUCAGUAUGGAAUGGGAGAAAACCUCCUUCACUACUUCUUCAAGACGUCUUGGCUGGGGGAGUUUGCACAAGUUCCUGUUUUUGGGCCUGGCACAAAUGUUAUCCCUACCAUUCAUGUCAACGACCUUGCAGGGGUUAUUCAGAAUGUAAUCGACCACAAGCCAAAGAUACAUUAUUUCCUCGCUGUGGAUGAUUCCAAUAAUACUUUUGAGGAUAUUGUGAAGAUAAUAAGCUUUGUGCUCGGUCCAGGGAAGAUCAAGAAAGUCUCUAAGGAGGAGGCCUACCUCACCAAUGUUCUGACGAACGAUGAUGUGGAUUACCUGAGUGUCAACCUGCGGAUAGAGCCAACCUUUCUGAAGGAAACCUUCAACCUUCACUGGGUGUCAGAGGCUGGCAUCAUUGAUAACAUCAACCGGGUGGUGGAGGAAUACAAACUGUUGAGACUACUACUGCCCAUCAGAAUCUGUCUCCUGGGCCCUCCAGCAGUAGGGAAGAGCACCGUGGCAGAGAAACUGUGUAAACAUUACAAACUGCACCACAUCAACCUCAAAGAGAUCAUUGAUGAGAAUAUGCAUCAUCUGGAGGAGGCUGUGAAUGUGGCUGAGCAGGAGGGAGAGAAUGAGGAGGCGCUCAGUAACGCUCAGGACCAACUGGACUCUCUGAAGGACAGCAUGGAGCAAAAUGGAGAGUUCAUUUUCUCCCUGGAGGCAUCUGAUGACUUUUUAAAGGAGCGGGUGCAGAACCUACCUGAGAGUGUGGCAGAGAAAAUGCACUACUCUAAAGACGAGUACCUUACCCGGCUGAAGAAAUUUAGAAAGGUCAACGUGGAAGAUGAAACGGUUCUGAACUACUUUGACGAGCUGGAGAUUCACCCAGAGCACAUUGAGGUGAACAAUGCCGUCGAUCCUGAAUACGGCGAUGUGAUGGACAAAAUCACCAGGCUGGUGGGGCGUCCCAGGAACUACGGACCCACCCCUGAGGAGAGAGAGGAGAUGGAGAGGAAGUCCGUAGAGGAGACAGCACAGCGCCUGGUACUGGAGACAGCAGAGUGGAAGAGGAGGGAGGCUGAGACCGCUGCCAAGAUGGCCACACAGCUAGAGGAGUGGAACCGUCACGUGACUGAGGUGAAGAGGCAGGAGCAUGAGCUGCUGGAGGCUCGCGCCGCCCCCCUGAGGAACUACCUGAUGAAUUACGUAAUGCCCUCUCUCACUGAGGGCAUGAUGGAGUGCUGCAAGGCCAAGCCAGACGACCCAGUAGACUUCCUGGCUGAAUAUCUCCUCCGGAAUAAUUCACAAGAUUAGUGUGAUGUGGUUAACACAUUCCAAACGUCUAUGAGACCUUGUCGGCUGAUAUUAUAAAUGUUUUGUCAUGACAGUGUUCUGUGUUGAUCAAGUCUACCUUGUUUAUUUUCCCCCACAAGAAAUACCAAAAAAAUCUAGUCCUCCGUUUGGAGGAAUUAUUGUGAAGAUCAUUUUAUGAAUAUAAUGAUCUUUAACUAAAAAAAGUUAAAUGUAUAUUCUGAUUAAAAUGUGUGUUAAUGCCUAUGCUACACCCACCCUAGCAUGAAUUGUAAUCCAAUUACAAACCCACAGCCGAUUGACACAACGGCUAAAUUUCAAAAACAAGCGUGAAAACAGAGCUAGUGAUUUUCUGAACAAGAAGUUCAACUGAAUAAAACUCACCAAAAAAAAGAAGCUUAAAUUUAAGGCCAGGCAUCACAGGCUGACAUUUUUACAUCUAUCAAUUUUGAGAUUUAUUUUGUAUUUUGGUCUAUUAAUAUUAGUAUAUUCACACAAAAAAAACAUAAACAUUUCAAAAACUUGAUGAAAAUAUAUAUUUUCUUUAGCUGCUCAUAUUCUACUACCUUCAUUUGAAUGAAUUUUAACCACUUUAAAAUGGAAUUAUAUCAAUAAUUUCAAAGCGCACUACAUUGAUUUCCCCAUCAUUUAAAAUCCCAUUUCAUAGAGAAUGUUACAAACUGGACUAUAUUUAGUAACUUACUUUGAAGAGAUGGUGAUUUGGGUCUAAGUAGGUGUUUAGUAGUCUAAUUUCAGCCACCACAUUUUUCUCAGCAUCAGAAGCAUCUGUAUUCACCAAUUUGUGUGUGGUUAUGCUAAGAUAUAUUCUCCAGACUUGCUCUGAGGGAAUUGUUGAUAUGUUGUAAAUGUUUUAUUCUAGAUAACAUUUUCUUUGGAAAGGAAAGAAAAA